AUGGCGGAUGCAAGAACUGAAGAGAUUGGGAAAAGUGUAACCUGCUCUUCAUUAUUAAUGGGAUUAAAGUCGACUGUAGAGGGACUAUUAGCAAAUCAAAGUAUCAAUGUAUGGAAUAUAUAUGGUGGAUUAAAUAGAGUUUGUAAACAUGUUGAAGAUAUUUUACUGCAUAGAAUUAAAUUACAGGAAGAAAAAGCAGAUGACAAUCAAGUUAGUUAUUGGAAAUUUAUACAAGAAUUAAAAUGGUUGAAUCCUACAUUAGGACCAAAGAUAGAACUAAUUAUUAGAUGUAAUGAAAGUAAACAAGAUAGGUGUUUACAUUGGUUACGUGAUAGUUUAAAUGAUCAUACAUUAUCAUCGCAAUUACAUACAUUAGUCUGUAAUAAACAGCAUUUAUAUCAACACUAUUAUGACCCAAAUCAACCUCUGAAAAUGCUGAUAGUUGCUAUUUAA
This is a messenger RNA of Lottia gigantea (owl limpet), 453 nucleotides long. RefSeq lists its product as hypothetical. NCBI's taxonomy places the organism in Eukaryota, Metazoa, Mollusca, Gastropoda, Lottiidae. The record is from RefSeq and is a predicted model, not a curated record. The coding region runs from base 1 to 453 and encodes 150 amino acids. The transcript has 4 exons.